CGCACUUCUUGUUGGUGACUGCACAUGGGUGUGGACUCGGAUGUAUCGUGAGGUUUAUCCCCUACAUCCUGGCAUUGGGUCAGUCUGUGGGUUUGUAUGGGUCAGUCUGUGUAAGUGUUUGAGCUCCAAGAUAGAUACCUCUCAUCUCGUGACCCUGUACCCGAUGGAUAGGCAUGCUUCUCAACCACCACAGAUGUGAUUGUGCCACCCCCUCCCUGCAAGGUCUGGACAUGAGUGUUAAAUCCGAGAAAUCAAGCACAAUGAGAAAUGAUGACAGACCAGUCCAGACAGAGACACACAAAGAGGAUUAUCCCAAAGCACAAAAACAGCUGCAGCAGAUUGAACGGCAGCUGAAAUGUUUAGCUUUUCAAAACCCUGGACCUCAGGUAGCAGAUUUCAACCCAGAGACUAGAAUCCAGAAGAAGAAAGCUUACCUGUCCCAGAUGAAUGGAUAUUACUCUACAAACAAGGUUUCUUUGAAGAAGUAUGACAAGAAAGGCAAACUCCUUUGCAAUAACAGAGACUUAUGUGACUGCCUGGAAGAAAAAUGCCAAGGAUGCUUCUAUCCCUGUCCCAAAUGUAGCUCUACAAAAUGUGGACCAGAAUGUCGCUGCAACAGGAAAUGGGUGUAUGACCGAAUCCAAACAGAGUCUGGUAAGGUCAUCAGAAAGCUGCCAUUUUAUGUUCCCAACUAAAUGUGGCAGUCACCAGAGAAUGACAUUAUCAUUUGUUUAUUACAGAAUAUGUGUAAAAACUAAUUUGCUUUGUUAGUAUUACUUGAAACAAGUUGCUAAAACAACUGGUUUUAAACGUUGUGAUUUGUUUCCCCCCCUCUCUUUCACUGUUUUAAUUUCCAUACUUGAAAACUCUUUAAAUCAUUGAGUUGAACUGAGAAGUUUACCACAGACUUGUAUGAGCUUUAUCAUAGGCUGAUAGUUAUUUACUCACUCCAAAAAAAAAAACCCACAUGUUUAAGAUUUAGGCAGAAUAUGCUGAUAUUUAAUGGCUUGAAGAUAUCCUGUACAUGGUUUUCCUCUAAACCAAGCCUUGUGGAAUUGCAGCCCUUAUAAUGGACAAAAUGGAAAGUGAACUCAUUUUGGCUAUACUAUCUUAAAAUGUGCAAUUUCCUGGUAAAUCCUCCAUCAGCUCCCUUAUAAGGAAAGAACCUGCUGUUUCUCCAACUAGCAUAAUAUUAUGAUUGAGCAGCCACUACACAUGAUUAAUGGUAGAAUCCAUCUUCAUUUUCUAGUGCUGUACAGCUUAAGCAGAAUUCGAUAAUAGCAAUAAAAUUGGACAUAAGAUCAUAAAAUACUAGUAUAUUUCAGACAUUUAUGCCUUGGGUCAUAUUUACUUUUAAAGUACUUUUUAGAAUAGAAAUGUUGGAUAAUAUAUUAGGUUCCAUGCUAUAAUUCAAAACACAAUUGCAAAUUCAUGUUAAACUCGCCAAACUGUGACUAUAUGUGAUUUGGAGAAUUGUAAAUAGACCCUCUAAUGUGAAUUGUAACC
This is a messenger RNA of Pelobates fuscus (common spadefoot toad), 1506 nucleotides long. RefSeq names its product ADP ribosylation factor like GTPase 14 effector protein like (gene ARL14EPL). The transcript has 5 exons. The record is from RefSeq and is a predicted model, not a curated record. Bases 174 to 695 code for a protein of 173 amino acids. NCBI's taxonomy places the organism in Eukaryota, Metazoa, Chordata, Amphibia, Anura, Pelobatidae. Gene Ontology annotation, cellular component: intracellular membrane-bounded organelle.